Aspergillus calidoustus is the source of this 469-nucleotide messenger RNA. The record is from the annotation of a GenBank genome assembly. Lineage: Eukaryota; Fungi; Ascomycota; Eurotiomycetes; Eurotiales; Aspergillaceae.
AUAAUCCGGAAGGCAUGGCUCAGCCAUUAUACCUCAACUGCACAGAUGCUGAAGGACGCCAAUGCUCUUGGCUCUCCUAGAGCCAGACAUGUUAAUUCCACAACUCAGAAUGUGCCUAGGGAGAUCCUAAGGGACCGUGUCAGGAACUGGAGAGCGAGCCGAGAGGAUCGUUGUGGUGGCGUUGUUGCUGGCCUACCAACAGAGUGUGAAUUAAGUGGUCUGGCGGCUUUAUAUGGGUGGGAUAUAGAUGCUGAUCUUGCCUUUCUUGACUACAAGCCACCACCGUUAACUAAAAACCUUUCUCGCGCUGGACGCGAGAAUCGCCUUGCCGGAAGGGCUGAGGACCAACCAGACACAAGAUAGCAAGAUAUGAUGAGUGGCUAUACCCCCUCUACUUUUGAUACCUGUCCUAGGUUCUUGACUCACCUUAGAUUGAUAAGAAUCGGCCCCAUGCAAGGCCAAGCGGCGC